Molecule: messenger RNA, 480 nt
Organism: Enterobius vermicularis (human pinworm)
Lineage: Eukaryota; Metazoa; Nematoda; Chromadorea; Rhabditida; Oxyuridae
Source: the annotation of a GenBank genome assembly
AUGUCAACAUUGACGGAAAUUUUUUGUCUAUUCUAUCUGUUAAGUUUCUUAGCAGCAAUUAUCAGUGGUGCGGAACGGGAUAUUGGUGAAUCACAGAAAUGUGACAGUGCUACCGAACAAAUUGUUUCCGGUUGUUUGCAGCCAAUGUUACGAUUUGCAGACAGUGUUGAACGGAAUAACGGUGGAAUGCAAUUUGCCUGGCAUGGUAGCGAUAUUUUCAAACGUUUAUGUACCAUUUAUCAAGAAUUUAAGGCUUGUACAGAAAAUAUAGUCUGUGAAAGUCGUACAAUUUAUGCAAUGCAGGCCAGCUAUGAUUAUAUGUGUGGUAAUGGAUAUACCUUGUUCGAAGAAUAUGCUGCUUAUAUAUACCCAUAUAUCUAUAUGUGUACAUUUAAAUUUUAUAUAUUUAUAUUCAUUUUCUACAUCAACGAGCAUUGUCUAUGCUUAGCAUUCUCAAUUAAAUGCACUUUUUUUUUUUUU